AUUUGUCUAUAUAUCUAACAAAAAAAAAUACUUUUAGUGUGUUUUUAACAAAAGAAAAAAUGGGAAGAGCUCCAUGUUGUGAUAAAGCAAAUGUAAAAAGAGGUCCAUGGUCUCCAGAAGAAGAUGCAAAACUUAAAGAUUUUAUUCAUAAAUUUGGUACUGCUGGUAAUUGGAUUGCACUUCCUCAAAAAGCAGGACUAAGGAGAUGUGGAAAAAGUUGUAGAUUGAGAUGGCUAAAUUAUUUAAGGCCUAAUAUAAAGCAUGGUGAUUUUUCUGAUGAUGAAGAUAGAGUUAUUUGUAACUUAUAUGCCAAUAUUGGAAGCAGGUGGUCAAUUAUAGCGGCGCAAUUACCUGGAAGAACAGACAAUGAUAUCAAAAAUUAUUGGAACACGAAGCUCAAGAAAAAGCUCAUGGGAUUAAUAAUACCUAAUAACAAUUCUUCUUCUUCUUAUAAUAAUAAUAAUAAUAAUUACCAAAAAAAAUUACCAUAUUUUCCAUCAACUUCUCUUCAUCAAGCCCAACAAAAUCUUGGGCCUUUUAUUACAGGCCCAGAACAGCCCAUUAUUAUUCCAGCAGCCCAACAAAACAAUUUGUUCACCAAUAAUAACAACAACUUGAUGAUGAUAGCCAAUAAUUUGCAAAAUUAUCCAAAUUUUGGUGCUACAAAUUACAAUUUGCAAAAUUAUCCAAAUUUUGGGGAAGUUGCAAGUUGUUCUUCAUCAGAUGGAAGCCAAAUGAGUUUUGGUACUAAUAAAGAUAUUAUUAAUAUUAAAAGAGAAGAAAUUAUGAGUUUUGGUGGUCAUCAUGAUGGUGCUAUUUAUGAAGAAAUUAAUAAUAACCAACAAUUUAAUUUUGGUUAUUUUGGAAAUACUAUGCAGGAGAUUGCUACAAGUUGUUGUACCAAUGGCAAUAGUGGUAGUACUACCAAUAGUAGUAAUAAUUUUUUGUUGUACAAUAAUGAUGAAAAUUGUAACAAGUCAAAUGAGAUAGGGAUGUUUUAUUACUAAAAAAAUGUAAGUACAAUUAUGGAAGAUUUGAUAGUUGUGUUGGGGGUAUGGGGGUUAUUGCCAAGUAGAUUUUGGACUUUUUUUCGGGGGUUUUGUGUAGCUCUAUUUUUGUCAGAAUUUAAUGAAAAAGAAGUUUUUGAUUUC
Molecule: messenger RNA, 1151 nt
Organism: Solanum lycopersicum (tomato)
Lineage: Eukaryota; Viridiplantae; Streptophyta; Magnoliopsida; Solanales; Solanaceae
Product: blind
Source: RefSeq, marked validated